AUGGACAGAAAAUCUACAAAUCUUGUGAUUUUAUGGUCUGUUUAUGCGGACAAAGCAAACCAGAUAAACGUUUUCAUGCAAGAAACUUUGGGCUUUGAACCACAGUAAUCAAAUCAACGAGCCGAUUUAAUUCGUGAUAAAUUUGGUUUACAUAAAGUGAUUGUAGCUGUUACAUCGUCAGGGAAGCUGUACGGAGUAGAGUCAACGAAAGGUGAAAUAAUUUGGCAAUCACGAGUCAAUAACAUCAAAGGCUUAUCUCAGGAUUUUAACAAGAUAGUUUUGUAUGUUCAACGUGGAAGUAGGCACUUGCCGCAUUCACCUCGGUGCGCAUUGCUUACAACAGGUAACACCACUGGAAAUGGAAUGAUAUACACUUUCAACCCAAUAAACGGACAGCUACUGGAUAGACUGACAAAGUUAAAUUACCAAAUCAAGCAGUCAAUUUUGUUACAUGCAUUAAUCGAUAUUUUUUUACGUGGUAUAGUUAUUUUGGAUGAGCACGACCGAGCGCACGUCUUUCCAGAAAGUGCAAGCGCUGUUGCAACUUCUGCUGGACGUACUACUUACAUCUUCACUGCCGACAGAAAGACUGGUGUAUUAUCCGGAUACUCGCUUACUUAUAGCAACUCGCAGAAUCUAAUCGCUCGCAAGGUAUGGAAAUUAGUUUUCUCGCCAAAGACACAACGGAUAACACAUGUCGUCUCAAAAAGUUUAAUUGAACGUGUUUACUCUCAGGGUCAAGUGUCGAGUGAUCAGUCAAUUUUAUACAAAUAUAUCAAUCCAAAUCUGGUUGCUAUCGUGACUCAAGGAACAGGUGAUGCUUAUAAAAAUACUCUCAAUUUGUAUCUUUUUCAUGACGUACCGGGAUCAAUGAUUUUCUCCAUCGUACACAAGAGAACCAAGGGACCAGUACAUAUUGUUCAUUCCGAAAACUGGGUCGUUUAUAGUUACUUUAACGAUAAAAGUCAAAAGAACGGAAAUAGCUACAUAAAGAAGCUACGGAAAGAAUUGUACGAGGGAAAAACUCAAAGCAAUACUACAAUUUUCUCAUUAUUAACUAACACAAAGUUACCUAUUGUGGAGAGGCAAGCUUUUAUAUUACAUUUGUCAAUUGAUUCAAUACAAGAAACGAUUACAGAGAAAGGAACUAGCAAACACAUCCUAGUUGCAUUAACAAAUGGCGGAGUGUUGAAAUUGCCCUAGAUAUUUGUAGACCCAAGAAGGCCAGUAAAUCCUGAAAUAAGGGAAGAAGGAGCCCGAAUUGCCGAUACGUAUUGUAAAUAUGACGGUAUUGUAAAUUACAAUCAGAGUGUUUCUAGGGUAUCUGGAAUUCAUACUACUCCUAGUGGUCUUGAAAGCACAUGUUUAGCACAUGUAUACAUAAUGGAAAAAAUAGUUUUAGUUUAUGAGUGGUAUGGAAACAUUGUUUAUUAAUAAUAUGAAUCAAAAAACCAUUUUAUUCACUUAUUUGCUUACAUCUUUGUUUCUAAUUGUCGUAUCGAGGUAAGACUUACAAUAUGAGAUUUCUGUUAACA
Messenger RNA from Phymastichus coffea, 1535 nucleotides. RefSeq names its product ER membrane protein complex subunit 1-like. The record is from RefSeq and is a predicted model, not a curated record. NCBI's taxonomy places the organism in Eukaryota, Metazoa, Arthropoda, Insecta, Hymenoptera, Eulophidae. Gene Ontology annotation, biological process: protein folding in endoplasmic reticulum. The transcript has 8 exons. Gene Ontology annotation, cellular component: EMC complex.